AUGGCUUCCGCAGACGAGCUCAAAGCUCUUGGCAACAAGGCCAUUGCCGAAAAGAACUUUGAUGACGCUGUAGACAAGUUCACCCAGGCCAUUGCCCUCCAACCCGAGAACCACAUCCUGUACAGCAACCGAUCUGCUGCCUACGCAUCCCAAAAGGACUGGGACAAUGCGUUGGCCGAUGCCGAGAAAACUACCCAGAUUAAGCCUGACUGGGCCAAGGGCUGGGGCCGAAAGGGUGCAGCUCUUCAUGGAAAGGGCGACUUGCUCGGGGCCAACGAUGCCUAUAGCGAGGGUCUGAAGCUAGAUGCCAACAAUGCUCAGCUGAAGAGUGGCUUGGCUUCUGUCGAGAAGGCUAUGCAAAAUGAAGCAGGCGGAGCUGGUGGUUUUGGAGCAGACCCUACCGGAGGCCUCGGACAGAUGUUCAAAGACCCGAAUCUGAUCCAGAAGCUUGCCAAAAACCCCAAGACCAGCGGGUUUCUAGCAGAUCCCUCCUUUAUGGCCAAGCUGCAGCAGAUGCAGCAGAAUCCAGGAAAUCCCCAGGAUCUUUUCACUGACCCCAGAAUGAUCCAGGUUCUCGGUGUCUUGAUGGGAGUCGAUAUGGACGUGCGUGAUACGGAUCCCCGAGGUGACACAAACAUGCCCGAUGCUCCCGAGCCCAAGAAGCCUGAGCCCGCCAAAGCCCCCGAACCUGAACCCGAGCCCGAGGAACUCGAUGAGGAGGCACUGGAAAAGAAGAAGAAAAAGGAGGAGGCCGACAAGGAAAAGUUUCUAGGCACCGAGAACUACAAGAAGCGCAAGUUUGACGAGGCCAUUGAGCACUACUCUAAAGCCUGGGACAUCUUCCAGGAUAUCACCUACCUCAACAACCUGGGGGCUGCCUACUUCGAAAAGGGUGACUACGACAAGUGCAUUGAAACCUGCACCAAGGCUGUUGAGGAGGGUCGCGCCGUCUAUGCCGAAUACAAACUUAUUGCGAAGAGCUAUGCCCGUAUCGGUUCUGCCUACGAGAAGAAGGGCGACAUGGCCCAAGCUGUUGAGAAUUACAGCAAAUCCUUGACUGAGCACCGCACACCCGAUGUUUUGAACAAGCUGCGGGCUGCGGAGAAAGCGAAGGUUGAGGCUGAAAAGAAUGCAUACAUCGACCCUGUCAAGGCUGAGGAGGCUCGUGAGGAGGGUAACAAGAAGUUCAAAGAGAAUGACUUCCCUGGGGCUGUCCAAGCGUACUCGGAGAUGAUCAAGCGUGCCCCCGAUGAUGCUCGGGGCUACAGCAACCGUGCUGCGGCCUUUGUCAAGUUGUUUGAGUUUCCUAGUGCCGUGGAUGACUGCAACAUGGCUAUCAAGAAAGACCCCAAGUUCAUCCGAGCAUACAUUCGCAAGGCUCAGGCUUUCUUCGGCAUGCGCAAGUACUCGGACUGCGUGGAUGCCUGCACUGAUGCCACCCAGGUUGACCAGGAGUUCCACAAUAAUGCCAAUGCUCGUGAAAUCGAGCAACAGCAGCAGAAGGCACUGAACGCCAUGUACUCUGCCCGCGAUAACGAGACUGAAGAGCAGACUCGGGAGAGAUUGAUGAAGGACCCAGAUAUCAUGAGCAUCAUGCAAGAUCCUGUCAUGCAGUCCAUCCUGCAGCAGGCUCAGUCCAACCCCAUGGCACUUCAGGAACACAUGAAGAACCCGGGUGUUCGGUCAAAGAUCCAGAAGCUCAUGGCUGCUGGUGUUAUUCGAGUUGGUCGAUAA
This is a messenger RNA of Metarhizium brunneum ARSEF 3297, 1734 nucleotides long. RefSeq names its product Heat shock protein sti1 (gene sti1). Gene Ontology annotation, molecular function: Hsp90 protein binding. NCBI's taxonomy places the organism in Eukaryota, Fungi, Ascomycota, Sordariomycetes, Hypocreales, Clavicipitaceae. The record is from RefSeq and is a predicted model, not a curated record.